This is a messenger RNA of Austrofundulus limnaeus, 1863 nucleotides long. It is a transcript of the gene xkr4, whose product is annotated as XK related 4. The record is from RefSeq and is a predicted model, not a curated record. The transcript is spliced from 3 exons. Gene Ontology annotation, biological process: apoptotic process involved in development; engulfment of apoptotic cell; phosphatidylserine exposure on apoptotic cell surface. Lineage: Eukaryota; Metazoa; Chordata; Actinopteri; Cyprinodontiformes; Rivulidae. Gene Ontology annotation, cellular component: plasma membrane. The coding region runs from base 527 to 1780 and encodes 417 amino acids.
AGAUAGAUAGAUAGAUAGAUAGAUAGAUAGAUAGAUAGAUAGAUAGAUAGAUAGAUAGAUAGAUAGAUAGAUAGAUGUGAAACAGAGGGAGGAGGGGGCUCGGUAGGGCUCGGUGGUCGGUGGGGUUCGGUGGGGGCGUGAGGAGAGAGAUGAUGUCAUGGUUUGUGGUCUGCAUGGUGGAUUCUGAUGGUUGCAGCCGUCCUCGGUUCUGUCGGUCCAUGUUUCCAUCCGGAUCUUCCUCAGAAUCAGGACUCUGUAGGGACAGGUGAUUGGACCAGGACCAAGACCAGGACCAGGAUCAGGUUGGACCAGGGGAAAAGCAUCCUGUUCCGGACCGCUUCAGUGAAAAAAAGGUGAAAUGGACCCAGAAACCGGAGCUAGUCCGAGGCUCGGUUCGGCCCUGGUUUUUGUCUCCAUCGUGUGUUCCGGGCCGAGGGGGGCAUGGAGGAGCUAAUCCGGUCCAAGCAGGAGGACUAGGGGGGCAGACAGGGUCCAGAAGCCGUCCUUUUCCAGUCCGGUUCCGGUCAUGGCAGCUAAAUCUGACGGGGUGCUGAAGAUGAAGCGGAGCGACGUGGCCUUCACGCUCCUGCAGAACUCCGAACACUCCGGUUCGGUUCAGGGGCUCCACCCGGGAGAGCCGGCGGACUCUGCGUGCACCGGGGACGGGGACCUGGUUAACGGGGAGUCCCGGUGCUGCGGCGGCAGCGGCCCCGGCUCUCGGUGCCUCCGGCCCGGCCCGCAGCAGCAGCAGUACUCGGUGUGGGACUGCCUGUGGGUUCUGGCGGCGGUGGCCGUGUACCUGGCUGAUGUCGGAACCGACGUCUGGCUGUCCGUGGACUACUACCUGCACCGGGACUACUGGUGGUUCGGCCUGACCCUGUUCUUCGUGGUUCUGGGCUCCUUCUCCGUGCAGCUCUUCAGCUUCCGGUGGUUCGUCCACGACUUCGGUACCGAGGACAGCUCCGAGUCCGCCGUGGACUGCUCCCAUGUGGACGGGAACAAGCUGCUGUCCGGCUCGGCCUCCCACGGGGACGUGACGGCCCAGCAGCCCCCGGCCACCCCGCAGAGACAGGCCUCCACCGCCAGCAGGAACACCACCUCCAACAGCACCGCCAGCACCGGGCCGGCCGGACACAACCGGGCCACACCGGCCUACUACUCCCUCUGCGUCUGGUUCGGCCAGUCCGUCAUCCACAUCCUGCAGCUGGGACAGAUAUGGAGGUAUUUGCGUGUCAUCUACCUGGGAGUGCGGAGUCGUCAGAGUGCUGAAACAGAACACUGGCGUUACUACUGGAGGAUGGUGUACGAGUUCGCAGAUGUCAGCAUGUUGCACUUGUUGGCCACCUUCCUGGAGAGCGCUCCACAGCUGGUUCUGCAGCUGUGCAUCAUCAUCCAGACACAUAAGCUGCAGGCUGUACAAGGUAUGACAGCAGCAGCGUCCCUCGUUUCUCUGGCCUGGGCUCUGGCCUCCUACCAGAAGGCCCUGCGUGACUCUCGGGAUGACAAAAAGCCCGUUAGCUACCUUGCUGUCAUCAUUCAGUUCUGCUGGCACUUCUUCACGAUAGCAGCUCGAGUCAUCACCUUCGCCCUCUUUGCCUCUGUGUUCCAAUUGUACUUCGGCAUCUUCAUCGUCCUGCACUGGUGCAUCAUGACCUUCUGGAUUGUCCACUGUGAGACAGACUUCUGCAUUACUAAAUGGGAGGAGAUUGUGUUCGACAUGGUGGUGGGCAUCAUCUACAUUUUCUCCUGGUUCAAUGUGAAGGAAGGAAAGACGAGGUAACGUCACACAACUUAACUCAGAGUUGAUCUAUCUAUCUAUCUAUCUAUCUAUCUAUCUAUCAUCUAUCUAUCUAUCUAUCUAUC